This is a messenger RNA of Eremomyces bilateralis CBS 781.70, 375 nucleotides long. Its product is annotated as peptidyl-prolyl cis-trans isomerase. The transcript has 5 exons. Lineage: Eukaryota; Fungi; Ascomycota; Dothideomycetes; Eremomycetales; Eremomycetaceae. Gene Ontology annotation, molecular function: peptidyl-prolyl cis-trans isomerase activity. Bases 1 to 375 code for a protein of 124 amino acids. The record is from RefSeq and is a predicted model, not a curated record.
AUGGGUGUGACCAAACAAGUCCAGCAGGCGGGGAAUGGCGUCGAUCGACCUUCAAAGGGCCAGAUUGUCGCCAUGGAAUACAAGGGCUUCCUUUACGAUCCAAGCAAGCCCGACAACAAGGGCGACGUCUUUGACUCCACCGAGAACCGGGGCGUGUUCAAGACACAGAUCGGGAUCGGAAGGGUUAUCAAAGGCUGGGAUGAGGGGAUCAUUGGAACCGCGAGCACAGAGGGAAUGUCUCUGGGCGAAAAGUCGACCUUGACCAUCACUGGCGACUAUGCAUAUGGCGAUAGGGGAUUUCCCGGCCUCAUCCCUCCGAACGCAACAUUGAUCUUUGACGUCACCCUCAAAGGUAUUGAUGACAAGACGGCCUAG